Molecule: messenger RNA, 1143 nt
Organism: Entrophospora sp. SA101
Lineage: Eukaryota; Fungi; Glomeromycota; Glomeromycetes; Entrophosporales; Entrophosporaceae
Source: the annotation of a GenBank genome assembly
AUGACUAUUAAACCUCAUGAUAAUAAUAAACAAUUAAAACUACAACAAUUAUUAAUGGAAUGGAUUAUUUUCGACAAUCAAUCAUUAAAUAUAUUUAAAUCUGAUUCCUUUAAAACAUUUAUUAAUUCACUUGACCCUGCCUUUUCUAUUCCCGAUGUUAAAUUUAUAAAACAAUUGAUUCAUAAAUCUUAUAAUCAUACACUUCCUCUCAUUAUCAAACACAUUGAAGAGAAUGCAUUAUCAGUUAGUUUAACCACUGAUAUGUGGACUGGUCGUAAUAUAUUAGGAUUUCUUGAUGUAACUUGUAGUUAUUUAGAUGAAAAUUUUAAAAUGCAUGAACAAGUACUUGCUGUUGAUUAUGUAAGAUACCCACAUACUGCAAAUCAUAUUAGUGAUACAUUAUUAGCAAUAUUAGAUGAGUGGGGUGUUCGUGACCUAACUCAUAUUAUUACUACCGAUAAUGGAUCCAAUAUUAAAAAAGCAAUUAAAGACAUGGAACAUUCUGAUGUGGAUUUAUCAGAAACCUCCAAUUAUUUUAUUCAAUGUAUAGGAGAUGUUCCAACUCGUUGGAAUUCCAGUUAUCUUGCUUGGACAAGACUCAUAAAAAUCAAAGAAUUUAUUUCAUUGUUAGCAAGUUCUAUGGAAUCUGAAUCUGAUUAUGAUACUCGAAAAGAUGGUAAAAGGUUAAAAAAAAUUCUUCUAAGCGAUGAAGAGUGGGAGCUUUUGAAGGAAUUAGUUAAAAUCUUAAAACCAUUUGAAGAAGCAACUACAUACCUUGGUGGAAGUUCUUACAUUACAUUCAGUAUGAUGUAUCCAUUAAUACAAGAAAUUAAAACACGUCUUAAAAAUAACAUCCAAUCAAAUUCCAUAUCUGAUUUUGAGACAUUUAAUUUAGAAGAAUUAGAUGAUGUUUUUAAUGGUGAAUUUAUUGAAGAAAUAGAAGAUGCCGAACAAAAUGAUUUUAAUCUAAACCAGCCAAUGCACACUGAAGUAUAUGAUUGCUGUUAUGUUAGACCACGUACAAAACAAUUGACUUUUAUUAGAGAACAGAAUAUAAAAGACGAUUAUAAAUUGAAUUUACAAUUGAAAUAUAAUCAGAUAUCAGCUCAACAAUCAACAAUCACCAAUAUUUCAUCAACAAAU